Leopardus geoffroyi (Geoffroy's cat) is the source of this 7766-nucleotide messenger RNA. RefSeq names its product glutamine--fructose-6-phosphate transaminase 1 (gene GFPT1). The record is from RefSeq and is a predicted model, not a curated record. The transcript is spliced from 20 exons. Bases 209 to 2308 code for a protein of 699 amino acids. Gene Ontology annotation, biological process: carbohydrate derivative biosynthetic process; fructose 6-phosphate metabolic process; protein N-linked glycosylation. Gene Ontology annotation, molecular function: L-glutamine:D-fructose-6-phosphate transaminase (isomerizing) activity; carbohydrate derivative binding. NCBI's taxonomy places the organism in Eukaryota, Metazoa, Chordata, Mammalia, Carnivora, Felidae.
UGCGCGCCGAGGGGCGGGGCCCGUCGGCAGUUGCUGGCGAGCCCGGGAGGCCGAGAAGGCUGUCGUUCCCUCGGCCGUCGCAUCCCCGAGGGAGUCGUGUUCGCGUGCCCCCGACCCCCAAGCUCGCCGAUCGCCCCCGAGGCUCCUGUGUACGCUCCUGACCUCGCCAGCCGCUCGCCGCUCGCCUGCGGACCGUGCCUUCUGCAUCAUGUGCGGUAUAUUUGCUUACUUAAACUACCAUGUUCCUCGCACAAGACGAGAAAUCUUGGAGACCCUAAUCAAAGGCCUUCAGAGACUGGAGUACAGAGGCUAUGAUUCUGCUGGUGUGGGAGUUGAUGGAGGCAAUGACAAAGAUUGGGAAGCCAAUGCCUGCAAGAUCCAGCUCAUUAAGAAGAAAGGGAAAGUUAAGGCACUGGAUGAAGAAGUUCACAAGCAACAGGAUAUGGAUUUGGAUAUAGAAUUUGAUGUACACCUUGGAAUAGCUCAUACCCGUUGGGCAACACAUGGAGAACCCAAUCCUGUCAAUAGCCAUCCCCAGCGCUCUGAUAAAAAUAAUGAAUUUAUUGUUAUUCACAAUGGAAUUAUCACCAACUACAAAGACUUGAAAAAGUUUUUGGAAAGCAAAGGCUAUGAUUUUGAAUCUGAAACAGACACAGAGACAAUUGCCAAGCUUGUUAAGUACAUGUAUGACAACCGGGAAAGUCAAGAUAUCAGUUUUACUACGUUGGUGGAGAGAGUUAUCCAACAAUUGGAAGGUGCUUUUGCACUGGUAUUUAAAAGUGUUCAUUUUCCUGGCCAAGCAGUUGGCACAAGACGAGGUAGCCCUCUCUUGAUUGGUGUACGAAGUGAACAUAAACUCUCUACUGAUCACAUUCCGAUUCUCUACAGAACAGCUAGGACUCAGAUUGGAUCAAAAUUCUCACGGUGGGGAUCACAGGGAGAAAGAGGGAAGGACAAGAAAGGAAGCUGUAAUCUCUCUCGUGUGGACAGCACAACUUGCCUUUUCCCUGUUGAAGAAAAAGCAGUGGAAUAUUACUUUGCAUCUGAUGCAAGUGCUGUCAUAGAACAUACCAAUCGCGUCAUCUUUCUUGAAGAUGAUGAUGUUGCAGCGGUGGUGGACGGCCGUCUUUCUAUCCAUCGAAUUAAACGAACUGCAGGAGAUCACCCUGGACGAGCUGUGCAAACCCUCCAGAUGGAACUCCAGCAGAUCAUGAAGGGCAACUUCAGUUCAUUUAUGCAGAAGGAAAUUUUCGAGCAGCCAGAGUCCGUCGUAAACACGAUGAGAGGAAGAGUCAACUUUGACGACUAUACUGUGAAUUUGGGCGGUUUGAAGGAUCACAUUAAGGAGAUCCAGAGGUGUCGGCGUUUGAUUCUUAUUGCUUGUGGGACAAGUUAUCAUGCUGGUGUAGCAACACGUCAAGUUCUCGAAGAGCUGACUGAGUUGCCUGUUAUGGUGGAGCUUGCCAGUGAUUUCCUGGAUAGAAACACACCAGUUUUUCGAGAUGAUGUUUGCUUUUUCAUUAGUCAGUCAGGUGAGACAGCAGACACCCUGAUGGGUCUUCGGUACUGUAAGGAGAGAGGAGCUUUAACUGUGGGGAUCACAAACACGGUGGGCAGUUCCAUAUCAAGGGAGACAGACUGUGGAGUUCACAUUAAUGCCGGGCCCGAGAUUGGCGUGGCCAGCACAAAAGCUUACACCAGCCAGUUUGUGUCCCUUGUGAUGUUUGCCCUCAUGAUGUGUGAUGACAGGAUCUCCAUGCAAGAGAGACGCAAAGAGAUCAUGCUUGGAUUGAAGCGGCUGCCUGAUUUGAUCAAGGAAGUAUUGAGCAUGGAUGAUGAAAUUCAGAAACUGGCAACGGAACUUUAUCAUCAGAAGUCAGUCUUGAUAAUGGGACGUGGCUAUCAUUAUGCUACUUGUCUUGAAGGCGCACUAAAAAUCAAAGAAAUCACUUAUAUGCACUCUGAAGGCAUCCUUGCUGGUGAAUUGAAACAUGGCCCUCUGGCUUUGGUGGAUAAGUUGAUGCCUGUCAUCAUGAUUAUCAUGAGAGAUCACACUUACGCCAAGUGUCAGAAUGCUCUUCAGCAGGUGGUUGCAAGGCAGGGACGCCCAGUGGUGAUAUGUGAUAAGGAAGAUACCGAGACCAUUAAGAACACAAACAGAACAAUCAAGGUGCCCCACUCCGUGGACUGCUUGCAGGGCAUUCUCAGUGUGAUCCCCUUACAGUUGCUGGCUUUCCACCUUGCUGUGCUGAGAGGCUAUGAUGUUGAUUUCCCCCGGAACCUUGCCAAAUCUGUAACUGUAGAAUAAGGAGCAUCUGCAACUCUGGGCGAUUGAGCAACACAAGACACCUUUUGUAUUUAACACCUUGAUUUAAAGUAGCACCCCUCAAAGCCUUUUUUAGUAAAUCCUUAUUUAUAUAUCGGUUAUAAUUACUCCACUCAAUUUGUGAUUUUUGUGAAAUUACCUCAUAUUUUUCCAGUAAUUUGUGGGGGAGUUUAAAUAAUGGAAUUUAUAUUGGAAUUGUUCACAAAGAGAUUUAGCUCUCAUUUUCUUUAAAGGAUGCUGGAUGUUGGAUUUCUGGGUCCUCCACUUCAGCCUGGGAGGACUGUGUGUUUUUAGAAUAAUUGGCCUUUGUUUUACCGAGCUUCUAUUCAUUCAGCUCAAAGAAAGUGUAGUACAUUUAAUUGGAUAUCUGAAGCCAGCAGCAAUGUAUGCUAAUACUUGGACAUUUAAUUAAGGUCUUGCUAAGUUUACGUGUAAAGAGAAGAUGCUGUGAUUUGUUUUGAAGUUUGUGUUUUGGUUUUAAAUCAAACUGUAGAACUUAAAAAGUGAAAGCUUUUCUUGGUGGAAUUUCUUGGUGGGAUUUCUAUGUAAGUUACAUUAACCUGAGUCUCUCAGACCUGUUGCUUGUUAGGUGGAAGUUGAGUUCACUUAGGAAGCUAGAGUGUAGUGCAUUGGUUUUUCUCCAGUUCUUAACAGCAAGUUAUUUGCACAAUCUCAUAGCACAAACUUUUAAAUUUGAGCUGCUUUAGACAACUGACAACAUGGUUUUCAGUGUGAAGAUGGGGGACAUACAGAUGGGGUGUCGUCCUCCUGGUUUUUCCAUUUUCUAAAACUGGUUUCUAUUUUCUAAUAUCUGUAGUUUUUUUGUUUUGUUUUGUUUAAUGACUGCUGAAUGACUUAGUUUAUCUUAUUCUUUGAAAUUACCACACAAAGUUGUUACCAAAUGUCUGAGAUUAAAUCAGUACUGAUAUAUGUAGAUUUCUCUUUAAUUUUGCCCUGAGGAAAAUUGUCUUGUAGUGAAUUUUAGCUUUUUACUGCCUUGUUGCAUAAACUAGUACCUUUGCGCCAGGUGGAAGUUCUCUGUAGUUUGGAAGAUUUGCAAGUUUUUUGACUAAUCACUUGACUCUAAGUGUGUAUGCUGGGCUAGGCUUCGAGAAAGCCAUAUGCUUUACACUGAGACUAGUGAAGGAUUGCAUCAAAUAUAAUGUUACUUCCUAGGUAUUUUUCUCUAUUAUCUGUGUUUUACUCCUGAAAUAUAUUUAGGAAUGAAGAAGAUAUGAAUAAAUAAAGUGAAAUUGAGGUGCCUUCAGCUGGUUUACAUCGGAAAUGGAAAUUAACAAUUUAGAUUAAAAUAGAGUAGAAUAUUGGUUUGACACCCAAAAUGUCUUGAGUAAUAAUUUCCCCAUGGGGUUUUUUUUGCCAAAUCUUGGGGGUUAUAGGGCAGCGUGUCUGUGUUUUGGUGAAGUCCUUCUCUUUUUAAAGUUUUCACUUUUAAAUUGUGAAGAUACUUAGCAUAAUUAUUUAAGUAAGUUCAGCCUUUUUCUUUUUUCUGUGUUUGAAUUUCUUGAUGAGGUUAAGAUGUUCUAAAAGCAAUUGCUGCAAGUGCAGCACAGAGUUCCGCUUGUGUAUUAGGGUUAGAAAAAAUACUUUGCAUAUUUUGAGGUACUUUGGAAGGACUGUCAUAGACGGAGACUAGAAACCUGAUUGUUUCUAAAAAUAAAGUAAGGUUACUAUUUACAUCUUAUAUAUAGCUACUAUGGCUAUAUCUAUGUAUUUUAAAUGUUUCUGAGAUUAUUUUGUUUAGGCUUGCUAAUUUUAGUAUAUGUUUAGAGUCAUUUCUUCUGUUUGUUAAAUUAUGCAUUUUAUGUUUCUGAUUUGUAUGGGUUUGGCAUUUCCUAAUGGCCUAAAAAGUUUGAAUCAGCAUCCUAAGUGAACAAAUAUGUGAAAUCAAUCAUUAGUUUUCAGUUUCUCUGUUUUUCUCUUCUAUGGCUGUCUGUCUGUCUCUCUCUUACACACACACACACACACACACACACACACACACACACACACACACUUCAAGCUAGGAUAUGUUCUGAAUUGAAUAUCAAAAGCUGAUAUUAAAGAACAAAGAAGUGGUAUUUUCCAAAUAAACACGGUUUCUCUUCAUCCCUUCUUGCUUCUUAUUUUAUUUAAUGUAGUGAUUUUUAAAUGCUUUUACACAUUAAUUAUGAACACAAAAAAUACUGUAAUGAGGCAAAUCACUAACAAGUACACAUGCCCAAUUAAAACCAAUGUAAUCUAGGAUAAGAAAACCUGAUUUUUCAAGAAAGAUAUUCUACAAAAGGAGUCCUUUAUAUAAAAAGUUCUUUCUUGUAGUACAUUUAAAGUUUAAAUUCAUUCAUAUGUAACUUAGAGUUUCUUAACUCAGCCAUGAGCCCUUUUUAGGCUGGGGUCAUGCGUAACCUCUAACACGUGGCCCAGUAAAUGAUUGUUACUCUGCAGUCAGCUUUUCUAUCUCUUUUAAAUUACCUAUGCCAUAGAUAUAAAUGAUAAGAGGAAAAUUAAUGUUAACUGUUUUUAGUUUGCUAUGUGUCAGCAUCCUAUUACGGGCAAGUCAGUGUGCAAGAAACUGAAAAGGAUAUCUUGUUUAAAGUAAAGUCUGCUUGUCACCAGGCCGUUUUAUCACCGGUGAAGAUUAAGAUGAUUGCAAGGCACAGGGUGAGAGAGUGGAAAAAUGGAGGUGAGCUGGGUUGUUAAAUGUUGUUAGCAGAUUUGUUCACUUAGACAGUGGUCCAAGUUUAGGGGCAUAUUAUGUUCAAAAGAGGUUAUUAAAUGCAUUUUGUAGAGUUAGCUAUUAUCACGGGCUGGUUAGACCAUAUAUCUGUGGUACUCCAAGGAACAGCAAAGGCGAAAUGCAGGUAAAAAGCAAGCAAACAUAGAUAGCACUCAAGGGGAGAUGACACAGGGUGGAGUGCAGAUGGGGCUGGGGGUUAAGAGAGCUAACACAGAUUUUCUGUCUUACGUUUUGUGGAAAGUUGUUUUUAAGAUGGUAGUGUCUUAUCCUUCUGAAUACAGGUCUCUUGGCCUAAGCUAAUAAUGAGGACAGGGGGAAAGGAGCCCCCGGCCCCCCCCCCCCCCCUUAAAGCUCCUUGGUGAUGUUCAUUUGGCACUUAUUUAUAUUAAAACCUUCAAAGAAGGAAGACCAGCUGAAGUGUUUGCUUUAACAAACAUUUUAAGAAGUCUUUUGGAGUCAGUGUUUUAUCUUAAAAAAAUUAGGAUAUACUGUAGCACUAAAAGGGAAAGACUAAUGUUAACUAUUUAUUGUAUAUUACAAUUUAAGUGAUUUUUCUAAAAGCACAAUGUCAUUGGAAAGUGUUUAUUGAAAAAGAAAUCAUAGCUCGCAUAGAAUUUGUGAAGGCCAAAGAAAUGGAAGGAAAUGGUAAAGGAAGAUAUUUUAGCCUUAUAUCCACAAAUUUAGUGGAUUUUGUAUACCAGACCACCGGAUAGAGUGUCUUAUCCAUGAAAACAUAUUUCAGAUUACUUUUUUUAACCUCAAGUUCAGAAAUACUAACACAUGAGUUUUUCUCACAAUAUUUAAGGAUAGUUAAAACAUCAGUAUUUCCCUAGCUUGAUGAAUUUAACCUUAUCUUCAGAUCUAUGACAUGACAACCAAUAGGACUGAUAACAUUAGCUUUGAACCAGUCAUUUCCAGGGUUAAAAUGAACAUCAUAGUUAACUAGCAAGACUGUAAAGUUAUGGUGGUGUAUUAACUUAUAAGUCUGUAAUAGCUUGAUAAUCAAUAUUGUGGAAUCUACCAUAAAUAAUGGCUAAUGAGAACAUUUUAGGAAAUUCUUGAAUUACCUUUCUUACGGUACUCAGAAUGAAUGUGGGAAUGAUCCUGUUAGCUUUUUAAAAUGUUCUGUGGCUAUUUUGUUUUCGCUUAAAUAAAACUUUUCAUAUUUGUGUAAGUUAUACUUUUUGUGAGCUGGAGAUUUUAGAAUCCUUGCUUUGUUUCAGUUUUCUGUUCUUUUAAGACGAAUGUUUAGUUUCCUGAGCCAGUUGGUCAUUUCUUCUUCAUGUCUUGUAAGUCCAAGAACUCUAACAGUGAACUGUGAAUAAGUUACCAAAACUUAGCGAGAAUUACAUUUUGAAGCAAUUUGCCAAUAUUUGAAGUGUGUACAUGUUGGUAGAUGUGUUAAAGAUUGUAUUGCACUAAGAAUGUAGCCAGUGUUUAGUUGUUAGUAAACUUCUCUAAUGCUAGAAGUUAAUCCGUUACUGUUGCUUUUUAAAAGAAGAGAUGAUUGCAUAAAUGUAAUCAAAAGUUACAUGUCUCCACUUCAACUUGCCAAUUGUUUUAGAAAGAAUCAUUAGGUAAAGCGAAGGCUCUAUAUUUUCUGAUGUCAUACUCCAUAGAUACUGUACCUUCUCAAGUGUUUUGAAUUUUUUUGUAAGGAUGUGUUUCUAGCGGAUUUCUGGUGUAUACAGUGAUCGACACUUUGCUUAAGUGAUAGUUGCAAAAGAAGGAUAUUUAAAAUGAGUAAGUAGCAAGACAGCCUGUCCUCUAAAUCUAAAGUUUCUGAAGUAUCUGGCAAUCUGUUAAUUAUAGAACAAAGCUUCCUUUUACAGGAUCGUUUUAUAAACAGCAAGCUAAAAUCUCUAUCCCUGGUGCUUACAGCACUCGCUGUGUUCUGCAGGAGACAGAGUUCUGCCAGGGUGGUUUGAAUGAAUAGCUGUGCUGUUUUGCCUUCCCAUAGAACUGAGCCCAGUCUCUCAGCUCUGUCUCCGUGUUGCUCUACAGCAAAGCCUGGGGCUGCCACACAGCACGGAUCACUUUUUCCAUGGGCCACGUUUUGGCAUAAAAUCCAGCUUUACUUUUAUUAAAUGGUUAUCUUUAAAUUCACCUCAAUUGGCUAUCAGUAAGUAUUUACCGAGUACUUAGUAAAGCCCAAGAAGUAAUUUCCCUAAAAAUUUAGAGGCCAGUUUGUCAUUGGGAGUGGCAUUUAAGAAAAAGGAAUUCUUUCAGUUUUUUGGAUGAGGAAAGAAGUAAGGGUUAAGUCUCCCUCACUGAUCUCUGUACGUAAAUAGUUCUUCCUUUUCAAAAAAAAAUGGUGUAGGAACUUUAUUAGCUUAAACAUCCUGGAGCUAUAAACUAAUCUUGUAAUAAUAUACAGACAGAUUGCCAGGUUACAGGUUAUUUAACCAGCUGAUCUGUUCCCCAGAAGUAUGUGUGUAAUCAGAAAAAUUCAUUGUUCUUUUUUUUUGGUUAGCAUGUGUACAAGAGAUUAUUUCUAAGAUUGAAAGGCCAUGUUUUUGAACUUCAUAUUAUUAAUGUGAUUCGUUGGCUGAAAUUCCAAGGUUCACUUAUUGUGUUUUCUCAAAUGUAUUUCUCCUAAUGCUGUUAUGUAGCCAUAUGUACCUUUUCGUAUUUCAAAAGAUUUUUGAAAAUGAAGUCUGGAUGUGCAGUUGAAAAUAUGGAAUAAAAAAUGGAGCUUGUAAACAA